Messenger RNA from Malaya genurostris, 2130 nucleotides. RefSeq names its product lipase member I-like. Gene Ontology annotation, molecular function: lipase activity. The transcript is spliced from 2 exons. The record is from RefSeq and is a predicted model, not a curated record. Bases 118 to 1233 code for a protein of 371 amino acids. Lineage: Eukaryota; Metazoa; Arthropoda; Insecta; Diptera; Culicidae.
UUACGGAAACUAGCUCAAGGUUGAACGGUUGGUUAGUGCACAUCGCAUCACACUCACCAUAAUUGUUCUCCUCAAAAACCAUUGGAAUCGAAUUGCCAGGUACAUGCUUUGUAUAUAAUGUCACACUACUUUCGUGGGACAGCAUCAGUUCCCGUACACUUCUUGUCACCAGAAAUGUCUCCGGCGUCGAAAUUGGCCUUAUUCGUUCUGACAGCGUCGAUGGUGGUUGAAGGCAUUAAUUGCGGUCUGCUAGACAUGUUCAACACUAACUCGGAUUAUCAUUUGGCUGCAUCGAUGGAUGCUGUGUUUGGAGCACUGCGAAAUGACAUCAGUAACUUCUUGGAAGGGAGCACGGAGGCCUCAGUGGAGAAGGAUGUCACGUUCUGGUGCGGAAAUAGAAACUCAUCGCAGUUCAUGCAGACAUUUUUCAAUGAUACGGAUUUGGAUUCGAAAAUAGACUUCACCAAACCGCUGACGUUUAUCAUUCACGGCUGGUUGGACAACGCAACUCGGAUAUGGGUUAAAACAAUGGCUCGUGAUGUCAUAAAAUAUGGCGAUACUAAUGUGUGUAGCGUGAAUUGGUCACGACUUGCGAGGUACAACUAUUAUCAGGUAGCCAUGAAUCACACUCUGAUCGUGUCCGAGUAUAUGACAAAGUUUGUUGAAUAUUUGACGCUUAGUGGUCUAGCCCUGGAAAACGUCACCUUUGUUGGCCAUAGCAUGGGGGCGCAGAUUAGUGGUCAAGUGGGGAAAAAUUUCAAUGGAAAGAUUGGUAAAAUCUACGGUUUAGAUCCAGCAGGACCGUGUUUCACCUUCCCCAGAGAUCGAGGACUGCAGUUCCGGUUGGACAGCAGUGAUGCCAGGUUCGUUCAGAUGAUUCUAACUUCGAGAUUCACGAUCGGUGUCGGAGUUGGCGAAGGUCAUGAGAAUUUUUACCCAAAUGGCGGCUAUUCACCGCAAACGAACUGUGCUAUUCCGGUGACGAGCGAUGCCGAGUUUGCCGAUCAGAUUAUGUGUAGCCACCUGCAUGCGACAACCUUGUUUCGGUUAUCCUUGAAUCCAGCGAUCGUGUAUCGAGCUCGACGCUGUGUCAAUUGGCCUGUCUAUCUGCUAACUCUAUGUAAAUCGAACGAGGCUAGUGUGAUCGGAGUGCACAGUAAACAAAAAACAGGUCAUUUCUAUUUAAGAACUUCGGCAUUUUCGCCUUUUACCAGUUUAAUUGGAAGGCAUUGACAUUCGAAUAUCUUUCAUGCAAAUAAACUCUAAUGUUAUUGUUCAUAGUUUCUGAAUUUAAAUUUUGAAUGUAUUCUUCUAAACAAAGGUAAUCACGGGGGGAACUUUGAACAGGUUGAAGGUUUUUCUUUAGAAGUUGUAUUCGUUUGUCAUUAUGUUUAUGAGCGGGUUCGUGUUUUUUGGCACCUGUUUCACAUUUCUUGGCUUUCACAACGGACAAGUUUAUUCUCACUAAAAGUUUCUUCACUUCUUUCAGGGUAACUCAGAAACAUUGCUAUUGGUAUCUUUUUUCCCGUUAGCGUCUAUCUUUCGGAUGUGCCGAGUGACAUAGUUUUCAAAGUGCAUUCAGUGAGUUUAUUGGUGCAAAUGAUUUCAUGUCUUUGCGCCCCCCAGGAGAAACUUGUCGAAAAACUUUCGUUCACUUCUUUUGGGGAUGUUCAGUCCCAUUUGUCAUCUUGAAUGCCGUCAUCGCUACCACCACCACCACCAGCAGCAGCUGCAUGGUCAGUGUGCAACAUAACUCGUCCUCCUCCCAGAAGAGCGUUAGCAAAAAAAAUGUCACACAAACUUGACUCAGAACAAUCUGUGCGUUAGGGAAAUGCCUCGUUGAAUGGUUAUAUUUGGAGAUGCUAGAGGGCAUUUUGUUUUUCUUUCUAGAAAACGAAUCUUGUGAAUAAAUGGCACUAACGAGUUGUGACGAAGAUAGACAGACACAAAUAUUAUGUGCUUGCGUAACACCAAGAUCAUUAUAAAUUGAUUGCAGACUGAAUUUGCAGAAUCGACCAUUGCGACCGGAAUUCGCCACUACCCUAAUGAUAAUACCCUAGUUUUAAGUUAGUUUUAAUUUAAAAUAAGAAAAUGCCCUUGGCAUCUAAGAGCUUAAGCAGUGUGCCUUCA